Molecule: messenger RNA, 2374 nt
Organism: Lingula anatina
Lineage: Eukaryota; Metazoa; Brachiopoda; Lingulata; Lingulida; Lingulidae
Product: delta-aminolevulinic acid dehydratase
Biological process (GO): heme biosynthetic process
Cellular component (GO): cytosol
Molecular function (GO): zinc ion binding; porphobilinogen synthase activity
Source: RefSeq, a predicted model, not a curated record
GCUGACAGAACUGAUCCACAGAUUUUCUGGUUGUUAUCUCUGAAAUAAUGUUGAAUAAUUUCUUUUUUUGCACAAUAGUCGUCAUGUUUUGCAUGUCACUUUUGAAUUGAUUUUUUAAGAUGACAUUUUCCCUUGCUCACAGAGCCUCAGCCUUAUUGCUAAAAAGUUUACCCUUCCUCACAUGGAUUCUUGGGCAUUUUCUAGCUUUGUUUUACAAUAUGCAGUGCCAACAGCCACAUUUAAGGCUUGGGUUAUCCCAAUUUAUGGACAAAGGUAACGGUGAACAAUACUCUGAAUUUUCAAAAAUGGACCUUAUUAAUUGUUUGUUAAGUCUGAAUGUUUUUUUUUUCAAAAAUGCUUUCAUAGUAAUAUAUAAAAUAUUGAUUCAGAAGUUGUGAAAAGAGAGUUGGCUUCAUACAUAAAAUGUGUUUUUGUAAGUUACUGAUAAUGGUUAAUCUUUAGAAAGUAAAAUUCUGGAAUCAGUGAGGAGUUGGAAAUUUUCUAAUAAUUCUGUAACUUAGUAGUGAGCAGCAUUAGUCAUCUGCAGGGAAAGAUUGGCCAUUAGAUUUGUCAUUGCACCAAGAUGAAGUACACCUAUAUAGCAUUUUUUCAAAAUUAUGAUUCUAGUUCAAUCGUACCAAUGGAAAUAAUAGCAGUUGUAUUAGAUUUUUUUCUCGUUAUCUUUCAGUUUUAUCUUCAAACGUGUUCAUUUUUAUUCAGGACAAAAUUCAGGUACAAGUGUCCAGUGGGAGAGGGGGGAUAUUGCUUUUGAAGCAGACAGACUUAGCAUGACCUUUGAAGCUCAUCAUAAGGAUAAUACUAACAUUUAUUCUACAAAGACUCUGGAUGAGUGACAUUUAAGUCAUGUUUGACUGUUAUUCUACAGUUUUGUUCUAGUGGUCAGGAGUCAACUUAAAAUAUAAGUGUAUGCCCUAUCAAUUUGUAGACAUGUAAAAUUAUUCUAUAUACUGAGAAAAAGUGUAAUUGUUGAAGGUGGAUGUGGUAAAGUGUCAUAAUUAAGCCUCUUGCUGAGACCAAGAAGGUUAUUGCACUGACCUCAGAUAAGUUGCUAGUGAUGGUACAGCCAAGAAAGAUGGCAUUUGCUUGAUUUAUGGUAUAUGAAAUAUGUUAUUAUUUUGAUUAAUCAGCCAGUAGGAAAUGUCAAAAUUACAAGCACAUGAAUGACUACAUAUAUUUCAGUUUAGUGGUUUCUUACCUAAAAAAAAACUGUUAUGAUGACACAUGAAAGAUAAAUGUAUUUGACUGUUGCAGGAGAGAGACAUAAAGGAAGGUGCAGACAUGUUGAUGGUGAAGCCAGGCAUGGCAUAUCUGGACAUCGUCAGGCAGGUCAAAGACAAGUAUCCCAACCAUCCACUGGCUAUCUACCAGGUGUCUGGGGAAUAUGCAAUGCUGUAUUGGGGCGGUCAGCACGGGUCAUUUGACCUGAAGAAUGUACUGAUGGAGACCCUAGUGGGAAUGAGGAGAGCUGGUGCUGAUAUCAUUAUUUCAUACUUCACACCAUUGUUAUUAGACUGGUUGAGCCAGAAGGACGAAUAGCGACCCAUGUUCGCUAAACACAUUUCACAUUCUAUAUUAGGCCUAUUUGACACAACUUAUACAUUUUGCUGCUGAGCCAGAGCACAGGCACAACUUACCAUUGCAGAAGUUGCGAUUGUGCUGAAAGAAACGCCAGGCACAUCUAACGCAAUGACUGUGACUGCCGACGGUUUGACAACAAUUGCAUCAAACACAAUCCGCAUGACGUCUUAUUCGGAUGUAAUAAGAAGGGAUUGGAACCACUUACCUUAUGCAUUUAAUUAUCAUUAAUGGAUAUGUAAGCAAGAUCUAAAUUGUCAGCAAUGAGCUACAUUAAUACUUCUGCAUAAAGAGUAAAUUGCAGUGUUUUCUGGUGUAGGGUGACUCGAAUGUACUAUGACCAGACCGUUUUACUUUAAGAUAGAAACUGCUUUGAGGGAAGAAAAGUAAACUUCAAGACAAAGCUAAAUUCCUUAACUUUGCUUUGCUUAGCAGGGUUUAAUGAUUUAAGCACAGAUGGAGCACGGGUGAAGAAAUUUAGAAGCUGUGCAAAAACAGCCAUGGGAAAAUUUCUCAUAUAUUCAAAAGUCAACUUUCUUUCAAUCAAUUUUGUGCUAAAUUGAUCAAUUAUCACCAUAACUCCCAAUAACAACCAAAGAGAGUCGACAACGAGCCAUGAAAUGACAAAACUACAAACUUUUUUCUCUUGAUCUUCUGAACACACUGCUACGGAGUGAGACUUUGUACAGGAACCACUGUUGAUCGAGUUUUUUUUAAACUAAGAUCUAAUAUACCAUUAGAUCUUAGUUUUAAACUAAGGGUGCAUUCCCAGAGAUAU